GCGGCGAGGCCGCUCGCAGCGUGUGGUCUCGGCUUCUGGCGUCGGAUGCUCGUGAAUAUGCUACCAAAGUGGAGGCAAUGACCAAGGCGUGUGUGGAGCUGGCGAACCGCAACUUGCAUGGGGCGAAACACACAGACGUGGGGGGUUGGUGGGUGCGCACACUGCCAGGCCUGCAGAUGCCUGUUCCCACAGUGCAGCGCCGCGAGACAGGUCCGGGUUACGACCCCGACCAGUACGUCGUCCAGGUGGCCCCCACAGCGAAAACCGCAGCGUCAGGGCUGAGCUUGCCCAAGAUCGUCAAGAUGGUCCUGGCUUCGGGCGAAACGCACCGGAUGAUCCUCAAGGGCGGCUCCGACGAUCUGCGCCAGGACAGUAUCAUGGAACAGGUGUUUGGGAAGGUGAAUGUGCUGCUUUCACAGGAUGCCCACGCGCGUCGGCGGCGGCUGCGUGUACGCACGUACAAGGUUGUGCCGUUGGGACCCCGGUCCGGUGCAAUCGAGUUUGUGUCCAACUCUGCCUCGCUGGACGAGUUGCUACGUGGGUUGCAUGCGGGGGACAAGUUACGUGCAGACCGCGCCCGCGCAAGGAUGAAGAGUGCACAGGAGCACUCGCCGGCGCGCCGCGUUGCGGUUUACAUGGACAUCUGCGAGCAGGUGCAGCCUUGUUUCCGGCAUUUUUUCUUCAACAACUACACGGCGCCGGACGGUUGGUUCGAGGCGCGGCUGGUGUACAGCCGCGGGCUCGCGACCACAAGUAUCGUGGGACACAUGCUUGGGCUUGGCGACCGCCACUGCAACAACAUCCUCGUCGACAAAGUCUCGGCCGAGCCAAUCCACAUCGACCUGGGCGUGGCAUUCGAUCAGGGCCGCGCAUUCCCCGUGCCGGAGAUCGUGCCGUUCCGGUUGACAAGAGACCUGGUGGACGGGCUGGGGGUGGCGGGCACGGCAGGCGUGUUCAGCCGCAGUUGCGAGAACGUUUUUGGCGUGCUGCGUGCCAACUCGACGCACAUCAGCGACAUUCUCGACGUGCUUAAAUACGACCCACUUUACUCGUGGACGGUGUCGCCCGUGCGGGUACGGCGGGUGCAGGAAGAGUGGGGGGGAGAUUGGGAUGAGGCUGCGCGCCGCGACGUGGGGUCGGAGGCCAGCAUGGCAAUCGACGGCGUGCUGCGCAAAUUACAGGCUCGCGGGCUCAGCGAGGAGGCUGUGGUGCGCGAGCUCGUGCGCGAGGCCACUGAUAGCCGCAACCUGGCGUUGAUGUAUGCUGGGUGGGCUCCAUUUCUAUAGAAUAGAGUUUGGUGGUUUUGUGGGCUAAAGGCACGAGAUGAUCCACGGAGCCGACGGCAGUGGGAGCACUCUGCUGGAAUUUUGUCUCUAAGGUCUUCAAACAACUGUCUCCCUAAUACAGUUUCUGUUAAAUUUUGUAGACACUUUUGUUGCAGCAAUAGGCAAAAAAUUCCAAGUUAUUCCAAAUGAGGAUGUUGGGCGCGAUUGGCGAAACGAGGUGAAAGCUGUGUCCCUAGCUUAGUAGGCUACUAAAAAGGUGGAGGGCUCGAAACACCUUCGGAAGCGGCCAGAAAACAUAUUUUCCAAACGCGUCUUUUGAAGCAGUCGUCGAUGUGUUCCAAAUGCCAAGAAAAUAACUCCAUAUUGCGCAAGAAGCGGAUACGCAAGCGAUAACUAUCGUGUGAGCAUCUGCAAUGUGUUUCCUACUGUGGCACAGGAUUGUCAAGGUAGCGGAUAGAAGCUACUGCGGGCCACGUUGUGGGAUCGAACGGCUGAGGCGAGGCUGUAGAAUUACUACUUGAGCCACCAACACCUGACUGCUAAAACCACACUGUCCCGGUGGUGGAGCUUUAGGGACACGCAAGAUGUCCUCAAGAACGCGCAGAACGCCGCUCCGGCGCGAUCGGGCUUAGACCCGACACUCCGGACCCUGUCGCUCGACCUGUUUACUUUUGGCUAUGCAUCUGCAGCCAUCUGCGGAUAAAUAACAUUCUAGAUUUUUUUCCGGAUCGGCUAUUGCAAGAUCGUGCUGGUACGUCAGCAGCUUCUAGAAGAUACCAGCCCCGCGGGACAUUACAAGUGAAGAGUCCCUGUGUCCGUUAAGGCGACACACUUGCAGGGUUGUAAAUAAGCAGGUGGAUUACGCCGUGGCGAGAGAUUCGCCCAUGCGCGCAAUACCCCACUGCUAAAGUGGUUCGACCGCCAUUUUGACGUCAUUGCAGAUGGCCCGUUUAGAGGGCAUGGUGGAAAAAGUGGAAUUAUCCGAACAAGUGCAAUUCUAGCCUCCGCACUGCACGGCACCGAUCUCUCGUGAAAACUCUGCGUGAUGGUGGGGACGUGUAUUGUUUGGAAAUUCAUAUUCAGCCAUUAUUAAUGGGCAAACGGAGUAAAUCCUGACGUGGACUACCUCAAGUGGAAAUUCCAAAAAUUUUUGCAUUGUUCUAUUUGCUGCACAAGCACCCCAUGAUGUAGCGUGCACAAUAGACCACGGGCUGUUUUUAGAACAACAACAAUACGGUCACUCUCGCGACUGGGGAAAUGUGGGGCCGGCCGUGCACGGCGUUGAAAGGGUCUUUAUCCGAGAAAUAGUCUUCCAGGCGAGAAAGAAGAGUGUAGUAAGACCUGUUGCAAACUUGGCCAUGAUGAACAGUACGACCCACACAGGACCGUAAGUGAGGACUAUCCUGAUGUUUUUACCCUUCCCGUUCCAAAUAUUUUUCCAUUGCCUUGCUGCAUGCAGCACAACAAAAGUCCAGAUUUUUCUCCCCACCUUUUCUCAAAAAAACCUGGGGGGCUAUUGGACAUCCAUUGUUUACCCUUGGUAUAAAUACGUGUUGUAUCCCCAGCAAUUUCUCCCGUAUCCAAUCAACUAUUACAAACAUGGCUGGCGACAGUAUUACUGGUGUGGCAGGAACUGCUGACGUUAACAGAGUCGAGGCUCCCUUGACUGUGAGAGCUUAUCUUAUGUGCGCCUUUGGUGCGUUUGGAGGUAUCCUUUUCGGAUACGACUCCGGUUACAUUUCCGGUGUCAUGGGUAUGGACUACUUUAUCCAUGAAUUCACUGGAAAGGUGAAACACGGCGACGAUGACUCCUCUUUUGUCGUUGGAUCGUCUCAAAAAUCUCUUAUUACUUCUAUUCUUUCUGCAGGUACCUUUUUUGGUGCUGUGUGUGCCGGAGACUUGGCCGACAUGUUUGGAAGAAGAACCAUUAUUGUGACCGGCUGCAGUAUCUACUCGGUCGGUGUUGCGCUCCAGGUUGCCUCCACCACGGUGGCUCUGCUUUCCGUAGGAAGAGUUAUAGCAGGUGUUGGUGUUGGUUUUGUUUCGUCCGUGGUGGUUUUGUAUCUGUCUGAAAUUUCUCCAAAGAAAAUCAGAGGUGCCAUCGUUUCCGGUUACCAGUUCUUCGUCACCAUCGGAUUGCUGCUCGCGUCCUGUGUUGACUACGGCACCGAGCACAGAAACGACUCCGGCUCCUACAGAAUCCCUAUUGCUCUGCAACUCAUCUGGGCCAUCAUUCUUGCUGUCGGACUCAUCUUGCUCCCAGAAUCUCCUAGAUACUACGUCCUCAAGGGCAAGUUUGACAGGGCUGCAAAGGUGCUCUCCAGACUUAGGGGCCAGCCUAUCGAUUCCGACUACAUUCAAGAAGAACUCGCCGAGAUCGUGGCCAACCACGAGUACGAGAGGAGCGUCAUUCCAACUACGAGCUACUGGCAAUCCUGGGCAGCUUGUUUCACCGGAGGACUCAGAAGACCAUCCUCGAACCUCAGAAAGACCAUCCUCGGAACCUCCAUGCAGAUGAUGCAGCAAUGGACCGGUGUCAACUUCAUCUUCUACUUCGGUACCACCUUCUUCCAGCAGCUUGGCACCAUCCACAAUGAGUUCCUGAUCUCGAUGAUCACUACGAUCGUCAAUGUGGCCUCAACUCCUCUGUCCUUCUACACGAUCGAGAAAUUCGGUCGUCGUGCGCUCAUGAUCUACGGUGCAGCAGGUAUGGUUGUGUGUCAGUUUAUCGUGGCCAUUGGUGGUACCGUUGAUGGCGACAAUCAGAAAACCGUCAGCGCCAUGAUCGCCUUCAUCUGCAUCUACAUUUUCUUCUUUGCUUCGACCUGGGGUCCGGGAGCUUGGGUUAUUAUCGGAGAGAUCUUCCCAUUGCCAAUCAGAUCGAGAGGUGUUGGUCUGUCGACCGCCUCCAACUGGUUGUGGAACUGUAUCAUUGCCGUUAUCACUCCUUACAUGGUUGACGGCGAUAAGGGCAAUUUGGGUGCUAAGGUGUUCUUCAUCUGGGGCUCGCUAUGUGGUUGCUGUCUUCUUUAUGCCAUUAUGCUGAUCCCAGAAACCAAGGGCCUGACUUUGGAGCAAGUCGACAAGAUGCUUGAGGAGACCACCCCAUGGACCUCUGCCAAAUGGAAACCUCACUCCACCUUCGCUGCCGAGAUGGGUCUUGCCAAGGACGACAAGGGCGUCACCCACGAGCUCAAGGAGCACGCCAGCGUUGAGAGUGUAUAGGCGUUUAGUAUGUAUACUACGGCUAAUAUGACAUUAUGAGCGAUCCGAAGAGGGCGGGGCACGAGAGUGCCAGAUACACUGUAUUGCGGACUCUCGGGAAUGGUGCCGAAUCGAUGGUGUAUUUUUGUGCUCUGCAACGGUGAAUUUUCGGUGAGUAGUUGACCUUUUUUUACGGCCAAAUACAGAUUGAUCUUCUCAUCUCGACAUUUGCAUGGUGUUCAAGCAGUCGUAGCUGAUUUCAAGCUGCAGCAUGUGAGGUCUAAAACAGUUUUGCCAGGCCGUCGCUGUUGGCCUCCCUGUAUAGUGUCCGGUCAUCAAAACGUUAAAGGUUGC
This is a messenger RNA of Ogataea polymorpha, 4844 nucleotides long. RefSeq lists its product as uncharacterized. Gene Ontology annotation, biological process: carbohydrate transport; transmembrane transport. Gene Ontology annotation, cellular component: membrane. The coding region runs from base 2886 to 4511 and encodes 541 amino acids. The transcript has a single exon. Gene Ontology annotation, molecular function: carbohydrate:proton symporter activity. Lineage: Eukaryota; Fungi; Ascomycota; Pichiomycetes; Pichiales; Pichiaceae. The record is from RefSeq and is a predicted model, not a curated record.